AUGAAUAAACAAUCAAUUACAGAGACACCUAAUGAAUUGACAGGUGAAUUAGAUUCUCUUUCAUCUAUUGAGAUGUUAAGAUUGUUUAGACAAACAGAUGCACAGAUAUUCUCUGGCUAUAAAGAGUACCCUGGAAUCAACGAUACUCUUAUUAUAGAUCAUAUGGUGGAGCUGAUACAUUGCAUACAAUCGCUUACAGUGAGUCGUGAAGUCGACUUUGUAGUGAGUGGUGCCGGUACGAGUGGACGUCUAGCAUACUUCUUGGCACGUUCUUUUGCCAAGUGGACAUCGCUACCAAACGCACGAUAUCACUAUCUCAUUGCAGGAGGUGACCGCGCGCUAACUGUAGGUGUCGAGGGUGCUGAGGACGAUAUCGAGCAGGCACGUGCCGACAUCAACUCUAUCAUGCGACCAAACGCAAUCGUCGUCUACUUUGGUGUGACAUGCGGAUUGUCAGCGCCUUAUGUUGCGUCGCAAAUCGCAAGACUUCUCGAUUGCAAAUCCGACCAUAUCAUCAACGUCGUCGGUUUCAAUCCGUUGGAACGCGCCAGAACUAAUAUCAUUGAAAAGUGGGACAAGUCAUUCGCCGAUGUCAUCAACCAGUUGGAUUUCAAGAGUGGAAAACACUUCUUGGUCAACCCGAUUGUUGGACCGGAACCUCUAACCGGAUCCACCAGAAUGAAGUCCGGAACCGCCACAAAGAUUCUCCUUGAGAUAAUAUUAUCGUUGGGACUCAAGGGUGUGAUGGAACGCACCGAUAUAAAGUCGAUGAUCUAUCAACGACUGAGUCAAUAUGAAAUGGUGUAUCGCGCGACUUACCGGUGUGUUGAGGGUGUCGCGCGCAUAGUAGACGAUGCCGGCAGCUCGUUGUCGAACCACGGACAUCUCUACUAUCUGGGUAGCAAGAGUCUUGGUAUUGUUGGCUUUAUCGAUGCAUCAGAGACAGUGCCGACAUUCGGUGCAGGACACUUGGAUGUUCGUGGAUUCAUUAUGGACGACGAGGAGAAACAAGGUUGGAUGGUAAUGGACAACAAAGACGGUGAUCAAGCUCAUCUCUGUGAACAAUAUCGUAUCUCACAAUCACAUUUCAUCAGCAUGAUUCCCAGCAUGGAAUCAAACGAUACCGUCGUCAUCUCGAUAUCAUCCGACGACUCCAUAGAACUAUAUCAACCGAUUCUAGACUCACUAUCAGCAAAGAACGACAAACGACCAAGAGUAAACAUAAUUUAUUUCAAUCAUGAGAGUAAUUCGAUAAACAAUAACAAUUGUAUUAAUAUAAGUGGUAGUAUCAAUAACAACAAUAACAAUAAUCAAAAUAAUAACAACAACAACAACAACAACAACAAUAGUAGUAAUAAUAAUUGUCAUAGCAAUGGAAAUAGUCAAGUAAAUUCAUUAAAGAAUAGUAGUUGUGUUGGAUCAGGUCUAUCAAUGUUGAAUCUCUCUCAGAAUGUAUACACAUUAACAGUUACCCUACCGUUUAAAACCAUAGAUAGAGUACCGUCGUUCUAUGAGCUAUCGCUAAAGUGGAUAUUGAAUGCUUUGACGACCGGUGGUUUCGUACUGGCCGGCAAAGUCUAUGGUAAUAGAAUGAUCGAUCUCGGACUGACCAACAAUAAGUUAUUCCAUCGUUCGUGCGGUAUCAUUGAGAAGCUGUUUGGUGUUAGUGCACUCGAAGCCAGAGACUCGUUGCUCCGUUCGAUCUACAGUCUCGAGAAGAACGACCAAAUACCAGAGGCAGUCAGUACUGCACCAAUCUACCAACACAUCGACUACGCCAACCAAAAUACAAUCACACAUAUCAUUCCAGUGGCACUCCUCAUGGCAUCGGGUCGGUUCGACUCUCCACUGAAAGCACGUGAAACCAUAAAGAAUACUCCUGUCAUUAGAAAACUAUUACAACAACAUCAAAAUAAUAAUAAUAUUCAACCAUCUUUAUAUUCUAAUUAA
This is a messenger RNA of Heterostelium album PN500, 1950 nucleotides long. RefSeq lists its product as uncharacterized. The record is from RefSeq and is a predicted model, not a curated record. Gene Ontology annotation, biological process: response to fructose; glucose homeostasis; carbohydrate derivative metabolic process. NCBI's taxonomy places the organism in Eukaryota, Evosea, Eumycetozoa, Acytosteliales, Acytosteliaceae. Gene Ontology annotation, cellular component: mitochondrion; cytosol; nucleoplasm. Gene Ontology annotation, molecular function: fructose-6-phosphate binding; enzyme binding; carbohydrate binding. The transcript has a single exon. Bases 1 to 1950 code for a protein of 649 amino acids.